UAUCAUGAGAGCCUGGACUGUCCACGUCGCGGUGGCGGGUGAAGCCAUUUUUGCUUGUGAAGACUCGCAACCACUUGAUCGUUACUGUAUUCUCGCCAUUCUCCAUCGAUGCUCUUGAUCUACGCUUCCUCCCUUCGAAGCUGCGUUCCAAUCGGGGAAUGGAAGCCCUCUCGAGGCCGAUCAACCUUUCUCUCCAAUCGUAGAGUGCUCGCCGUUCGCCCCCUUGCCGAUGGUUCUGCUCCGCUCGAUUAUGAUCCCUCCGACGAGCUUCUUGGCCUUGAUGUGGCUCUGGCCCAAAGGGAUGUGAGCAAUGAACUACCGACGAAGCUGAGGUCUUGGUUCGGCCCCAAUGGGCAGUACAUCAGGGAGUUGCCUUGUCCAAGUUGCCGCGGCAGGGGUUACACGCCGUGCGCUAUGUGUGGAAUUGAACGAUCUCGAUUGGAUUGCCCGCAAUGCAAUGGAAAGGGUAUUCAAACUUGUCGGCAAUGCUCGGGAGAUUGUGUGAUAUGGGAGGAAUCAAUUGAUGAGCAACCUUGGGAGAAAGCUAGAUCUAGCUCUCCCCUUAAGGUGAAGGAAGAUGAAGAAGUUGAUGAGCUAGAACUUAAAGUCAAUACCUCGAGAAAAUCAAAGCGCAAAUAUCAGUCACCAUCACCAGAAGUCAGUCUAAAAAUCAGCAGAUCCUUGAGAAGCCUGAAUGAAAAAACAGGAUUGUUUAGUAGACGAAUGAAGAUUAUUCACCGUGACCCCAAGUUGCGCGCACAAAGAGUAGCUGCAAUCAAGAAAGCAAAACAGACUGCUGCAGCAAGGAAGCAAGCAUCUGAAACUAUGAAAGCGUUUUUCCGCAAUCCAGAGAAUCGGCAUAAGAGAAGCAUAGCAAUGAAAGGAGUGAAAUUCUACUGCAGGCAUUGCGGACAAGAAGGGCAUAGAAGACAUUACUGCCCGACGUUGACGAAAAUUUCAGGUAACAUUAGGUUCAAAUGUCGGAUAUGUGGAGAGAGAGGGCAUAAUUGCAGGACAUGUGGAAGAUCGAAGUCGAAGUUAGGUAGAGAAGAUGAUAUGAGAAAAAAUACUAGCUUUCGGCAAUGCAAAGCUUGUGGUGAAGGUGGCCAUGACCGGAGAAAUUGUCCCACACUGACCCUCAAAGAAGAAAAGUUUAUAUUAAAUCCCCUGAAAAAAUCCAUCUUACCUAAUUAUAACCAUGAUGAUGAUAAUAAAAGAACUUAUUUAUGUAGAUUAUGCCAGGAAAAGGGCCAUAACAUUCGGACAUGUCCUAAGAAAGAUCCUUAAAAAACAGUGUGGCAAAACACAAUGUUCCACAUCUCAUGCAUUGGGCCAUUUAUUGUUGACUAGCUGUGCAGGUACAUGUCAGGUUCUAAAUAAUAGUAAUAGUUUAAAAAGUUUAGAAAACACCAUACCUUUUAUUAGAUUUGAAUUUUGUGUUUA
Molecule: messenger RNA, 1443 nt
Organism: Dioscorea cayenensis subsp. rotundata (Guinea yam)
Lineage: Eukaryota; Viridiplantae; Streptophyta; Magnoliopsida; Dioscoreales; Dioscoreaceae
Exons: 8
Coding region: 109-1287 (392 amino acids)
Biological process (GO): positive regulation of cytoplasmic translation
Cellular component (GO): cytoplasm
Molecular function (GO): mRNA binding; single-stranded RNA binding; translation regulator activity
Source: RefSeq, a predicted model, not a curated record